Cooperia oncophora is the source of this 426-nucleotide messenger RNA. Lineage: Eukaryota; Metazoa; Nematoda; Chromadorea; Rhabditida; Trichostrongylidae. The record is from the annotation of a GenBank genome assembly.
AUGGAUGAGGAAGUGGUGCAUGUCAUUAGUACACCUGCCGGCCAGCAAAAUAGAUCCUCGCAGAAGAAGAUCGGGGUAGAUCUAACGCGAAUUGGAGUACUCUACGCAAAGGAAGGGAACUCGUACAAUCUUCGAUUGGCUAAAAGUAAACUCAUGGAAGAAUUACGAUGUGAUUUUAACAAUCACACUGCGCCAAGCAAUGUGGCCAAGAGGAAAACCGCAAAUCAUCACUUGAGGAUCGAACACAUCUCCGCUGACAAUGUCGGAGAGUACAAUUGCACUUUGCGGCUUUAUAAAAAGGACUUCCGCACGAAGAAGUUCUCCGUCGUUCUUGGAUCGGAUCCGCGGCUCUCUUCAGCGGAGAGGAUUUCGCUCACACUUUCUAUUAGCUGCAUAAUUCUAGUUAUGAUCUCGUUAAUAGGGUGA